AUGGAAAAUUCUGUUACUUCAGAGGUGGAAAUAGAGAGAUAUUCAAUUAUAACUAUUCCACGUAAUGAAGAGAUUGAAAAGAUAUUUUUAGCAACAUUAGAUCAAUUAAUUGUGGCGACUGCAUUACCAAGAAUCGCUUCCGAUUUCAAUUCUUUAGGUUCUAUCUCUUGGGUUGGAACUUCUUAUUUUAUCACAGGGACAGCAUUUCAACCAAUUUAUGGCAAAUUCUCUGAUAUUUUUGGUCGUAAAAAUACUUUCCUUUUUUCAAUUUUAUUAUUUGUAUUUGGAAGCAUGUUAUGCGGUCUUUCUUGGAAUAUGGUGGAAUUUUUACGGAUCACGUUACUUGGAGGAUUGAUGGUAUUAGCGAUAGUAAUAUUCUUUCUACAUCUUCCCCAAACAACAGGAUCAUUAAUUGAAAAAUUUAAAAGAAUUGAUUUUAUUGGUACAGGAUUAAUUGUGGCAUCUACUACUAGUAUAUUAUUACCAUUAAAUUUGGGAGGAAGUGUUCACUCAUGGAAUUCUCCUCUGAUAAUUGUACCAUUAGUCAUUGGUAUCCUUGGAUAUUUUAUAUUUAUUUUGGUGGAAAUUAAAUUUGCAGUUGAACCUGUGAUGCCAUCGCAUAUAUUUAAAAUUAGGAAUGUUAAUGCUUGUUAUCUUGUAAAUAUAACACAAGGAAUGGUCUUCUAUGGAAUUGCGUUUUAUCUUCCAUUAUUUUUCCAAGUAGUCAAAGGAGAUUCUGCCACAAAAUCGGGGAUAGAAACAAUUCCAUUUGUUCUGGGAGUAUCAUCCGCCUCAGUAGGUUCAGGACAACUACUUUCACGUACUGACAAAAUAUCAUUUAGAACAAUUGCGGUUUUAGGAUCUUCUUUAAUGGCAAUUGGAGUAGGAUUAAUUACUACUUGGACGGAAGAUUCAAAUAUUGGUGCACAAAUAGGAUAUAUGAUAAUUGCAGGUUUGGGGACAGGGUUUAUAUUUCAACCUACUUUACUUUGUUCUCAAAGCGUAACAGAAAUUAAAGAUGUGGCUACAGUUAGUGCUUUAAUAAUAUUCUUUAGAACACUUGGGGGAAUAUUUGGUAUUGCAAUAGCAGGAGCAAUAUUUAAUAACAGUUUAAUACAAGAUCUUAAUAAAAUACAAAUUCCACUUCCACUAACAGUUCAAGACAUAAAAGGAUCCGCUAGUAAAAUAAAUGAAUUACCUGAACCCAUUAAAAAAUCUAAUGCUCCUAUAAAUUCUUUAAAUGAUGUUAUAAACGAAGAAGCUCCACCCGCUUAUACACCAUAUCCAAAUUCAGGAGAAACGUCAAUGUUAUUUGGACCUAAUCGAAUAUAUGGAGAAACUCCUUAUCAACCUCCGCAACCACAAGUUUAUUAUUGUCCAAAUACUAUUGUUUAUCCAUCGAUUCAUCCAAUUUCUCCGAUUACUUCUGCAGAAAUUCAUUAUCCGGCUGGUUAUAUUUGUCCAAUUUGUAAUUGUACAGGAUAUGAAAGACCCGGAAUGAUUUGUCAACAAUGUUUAAAAUUAUUUGUAUAUCCACCUUUACCACCAUCGCCUUCUGGUAUUCCUCCUAUUCCAUCGACUUCUAUGAUUCAUGGUAAUGGUUUUGGUGGUUAUGGAGGAGGUGGAGUAAUUUAUCUCAGACCAGGUGAUCCGACUAUUGGAGGUCGGACUUGUCCAACUUGUAAAGGAAGAGAGAAAUUUUUAUUUGAAAAAUUAUUAUGUUCGCAAUGUCAAGGUAUAGGAAGAAUAUUUAAAUAA
Molecule: messenger RNA, 1758 nt
Organism: Diversispora eburnea
Lineage: Eukaryota; Fungi; Glomeromycota; Glomeromycetes; Diversisporales; Diversisporaceae
Source: the annotation of a GenBank genome assembly